AUGGCCUCGCCUGCUGAGGCUGCUGUGCAGGUCAAUGGCCAUGCUGCUGCAGCUGCUGCUGGCCCGGGGCCGUCGUCUCCAUCAGAGUCUCAACUCGACGGUCCCACCACCACCAAGCGCAAGCGUGAGGCCAGCGACGAUGGAUCAACAAAACUCGAUGAUGCUAACGGGGUCACACCGGUCGUCAAUGAUGAUCAGCUACUCCGCGACGAGAGGACAUUGAUUCGCGACUAUUUUGAUGUGCUUCAAAGAUACGACACGACGCCCUCCAUCCUCAAGCGACCAUUACCAGAUGCUUCUACCGCCGACGAACCCCAGUCUAAGCGACACAAGUCCGAUGAGGAUGUCUCUACACCCCGGUGCAUUGAGGACAAGGUCAAUUCGGAUGCCUACAAGUUACUUGACCAGCUCGUUCUGGACCUCAAGAAGGUUAUCGAUGAUCGUGCUGUUGAGCUGCGAUCCGCAGAACCUGCCGACGGCGCCACCAAUCUUGACGAUGACGACCUCAUCCAGCUCAACAAGCUGAAGGAGAAAGCCCUCGAUAUGCACCACCGGGAAAUGUCUUAUCCCAGCAAUGCGCCAACCACCGAUGCUGAUACCUCUGAGAAUUUCGAUGAUCUCGUGCAAAAGCCCGCCGCUGACAACACAGUUCUGACCGUCUUCGGCCAAGCACCACAAGGACGACACCUGUUUUCCAGUCUUCCGAAACGGCACCAUGGCGGGGAUGCAGGCGGCGCGCCUAAGCCGCUGACCGAUGCGCAACUCCCGUAUGGUUUGUCCACGACAACCGUCCUUCCGCCAGCAGUGCAACAGAAACCCACUCGAGUGCCGACCUUGGGUGAACUAUUUCCCUCACAAGCCACGUUUCCCCCUGUGGAGGCACCGAAAUCGUCCAAGGCGCACAACAAGGGCAAGCUGUUGGGGUUCUAUCACCCCGAGCUGGCAGAACAGGCGACACACCGCCACGACAAGGACUCGUAUUUUGUCAAGGAGCUCACUACCGGCGUCUGGUUGGACUACAGCAAUGCAACGCCGGGCCGCAGGGACAAGGAUCACCAACGGGAUAUGACGCUUGACCAGAAGCCUUCUUCCUCUUCUUCGAUUGACGUCGAGAUCACGGAGAUGGAAGCUCUGUUCCGCGGCGCCUUCUCGAGCUUUGCACCGGAGAAGGACGACGGUGGUGCGGUCAUUUCGUCGGGCGAGGUUGGCCGUGUGUGGUACCAGCGCCUAGGAUACCGGUACAUGCAACAGCUGAUCGCCGCUGAACUGGCUGACGACGUAAACGCCGAGGCGGACCCUUCAGUUGCUAUCACCGACAUCGAGGAAGAAGAGAUUGCCAAGGCUAUUGAGAAUUGGGAUGACAGCCUCGUCGACCCGAGCCUGACUGGUGAUGAUGAGGCGCUGGCCAAGAAGACGGAGGUAGAGAAGGAGCUCGAUGACACUCUGCAGGAGAUUUCGGAUCUCAUCGAGACGUUGUCAUCCUACCAGAGAAACCGACAUCUGACAUUGCCGACCAGCCAGAACCGGGGCGCGGCUGACCCCACCAAGCCCGAUAACAUGCUUGGCUCGCCAUUCCAGGAGCCCUCUGAGGAAGAAAGAGAGACAUACGAGAUGCUUAAGGACCAGCUUGCAGUGAUUGUCUCCGGCCUGCCCCCGUAUGCCGUGGCUCGCCUGAACUCCGACAAGCUGGAGGAGCUGAGUGUGAGCACCAAGAUUGAGGUGAGGAGCGACGUGUACAAGGGUGUGAUGGAAGAGGAUGAGGCCGCCGCGAGGCUCCGGCAGCACCAGCAGCAACAAGCGGCGCAGGCCGCACAGACCCCGAGACAGCCACAACGGACCCCGAGCUACCAAAACGCCACGCCGUACCAAUCCGGCCAGCAGUUUAAUCACCGCCAGUUCCAGAUGCCCAACCAGACACCACAGCAGCCACAGCCCGGUAUGCAGCCUCAAUAUCAACAACAGCCUGGCAACAUGACGCCGCACAUGAAUGGAACGAUGCAGACGAGGACUAUGUCUCCACAAAUGUCACCACCAUACCAGAGCGCGCAGGGUUAUUCGCCACGACCUGGCCAACCGCCUAUGCCUCAGGCGCGGCCUUCUUACGGGACGCCCGGACAGCCAGGUGGACAUCCUACAGGCAUUCCUCGCUAUCCUUCGAAUGGUGCGCAGCCCAGCUCUCAAAGUGCUGGGCCGGCAGUGGCGCAGCAGCCUGCAUGGGCUGGUCAGAUGUCACCGGAGCAGCGGUAUCAACAUCAACUGCAGCAAAGGAACCAAGCCAUUGGACGCAUCAAUCAAUUUAACGAGAAGAUGCAGCAAAGCCACCACGCUGGUUCUGCGAAUCAUCACGGUGUUGCCGGCCUAGGCGGGAUCGGCCUUGGAGGGCCUCCCGUAGAUUAUCAGAAGCUGGCACAAUUCCGAGCCAAUAUGCCCGGCGGCAUAGGUCAAACCUCACCAAGUCCUAGGCUGUCGGGCGCGGCUGCACCACCUCCCCCUGCUGGCAUGAACGGUGUACCUCAACAGAUGACGUCGCCGAGCCCGGGUCCCAUGCAGGGAGCCACACCCUCGCCAGCACCGUCUGCAAAUGUACAGGCGAAACCACCAACUCCUGUCUGAUACCUAUCAUACCGGACGGGAUUAUCAAAGCUAGAUGUUAGACGGAAAAGAUUGGGAUGAGUGUACGAUGUCACAGCAUCAUGGGAGAUUUUUGGGGCGGGGCGGAGGGGGCAGACAUUCUUUGACAAAUCCCCAUACCCGGGUCAAGUCGCGGCGUUCUGAGAGUUUUGACCUUCUGUCUGGCUUGUUACCAGUUUUGUUCUUUAAAAUGGGAGGGAUUGGUCAUGUUCUUCUCUCUAUCUCUGUUGGGCUGAAGAGGCAGAUCACUAUGCUUUUGAUUCAAAGGACCCGGGGGGGGAGGGGGCAGGAAAGCGGAGUUCAAUACGGUUGUGUAUGUUGUUGCGCGUACCUCCCUAUACCAUAUCCAUCCCCCUUUUUACCGGGUGGACUAUGUACAAGAAUCUUUCCUUUCCUUUCUCUCUUCUUCUUGUUGCUAGGCCUUGAUGUGGAUAUUAUGUAAUUGAAGAAUGCAGCC
Messenger RNA from Cryphonectria parasitica EP155, 3088 nucleotides. RefSeq lists its product as uncharacterized. The record is from RefSeq and is a predicted model, not a curated record. The coding region runs from base 1 to 2613 and encodes 870 amino acids. NCBI's taxonomy places the organism in Eukaryota, Fungi, Ascomycota, Sordariomycetes, Diaporthales, Cryphonectriaceae. The transcript is spliced from 3 exons.